CUGAGAGUGCGAGGGGCGGGGAGAGCGGAGGGAGCAGGUAGUGGCGCGUUGGAUUGUGGGACUCGGGGCAGAGCAACAGUGUGACAUUGGGCUGAGGAGAUGGUGAGACACGUCAUCUCCUGGGAACAAGUGCUCUAGGGGGGCAUAUGGAACGGGCAUCGUGAGACCCCGGGAAGAUGAGGGCAGGGAAGGUGAAGAAGAAGCCUCGGAGAGGGAGUGAGACGGAGGAGAGUCUGUGCUGCUGUGAAUAUAUCAACCAAAACGGAGAGAGGAGUCAUCUAGCCGCCUGUCUGUGUGACUGUGAGGCUGUGGAUGAAGCUUGUGACAGAUGGAUCAGUCGUAAGUCGUUCCAGCCAGAGGUGUGGGCACGGGCCUUAGAGACGGCCUCAGAUCGGUUGCGUGUUCCUUGGAUCCGGGGUGCUAGGAGGAUUGAUGUGAGCAUUAUCCCUCCUCUCGUUGUCCUGCCCGCUGCGCUGCACAUUGCUGCCCUACACGUGCUACUGGCCGUGGUUACUCUCACCUCCCUCCCUCUCUUUGUCAUCUGGUACUACCACCUGACCCACAGGCGCAAGGGCAAAACCCUCCUCUUCCUCAGCCUGGCGCUCUUCUCCCUCGGGUACAUGUAUUAUAACUUUGUGCAGGAGCUUUUCAUCAAAGGUGACAUAGGGUGGGCUCAUUUCACUUCCAUCACAUGCGGGCUGCUGUUGACCCUGCUCACCCUGAUUAAGGUCAAGCAAGAUCCAGGCCACCUCCUAAAUCAUGCAAAGAACUCUGGGUUGAAGUCUGUGGGUGGCUGUGAGUCGCCCAAUGGAAUCCAGACACUUAGAGACGCUAAUCGUUUCCCCCAACCAGAGAGAGAGUCCCUCGUCGCUGAGACAAACUGGUGUAAAAUUUGCCAACUGGUAAGACCCCCGCGUAGCGGCCACUGCAUGAUCUGUGGCUCUUGUAUCCGGAGACUGGACCAUCACUGUGUCUGGAUUAACAACUGUAUUGGUUCCUCCAAUCACCGCUUCUUCAUCCUCCUGCUCCUGUUCUUCCUCUUUACCUCCAUCUACGGAAUCACCAUGACGCUGAACACCCUCUGCAGGGGAAGGAAUGCACUCGCUGCUCUCUUCUACUGCCCCGGGGUAUAUCAAGAAUACAGCACCGCCUUUAAUUACACGUGUGUGUGGUACUGCGCCAUUGUCACGGCCGGGAUGGGCUACAUUCUCCUCAUACAACUAAUAAACAUCAGCUACAACGUGACGGAAAGAGAAGUGCGAAUCGCUCUGCGGAACAAGACUGCGCGCCGGAGGUUCUGCGGCCUGGUGGUGGACACGGGACUUUACAAUAAAGGUUUCUUUCACAACUGGCAGCAUUUCCUACAAAUGGACAGUUGCGCAACUGCCGAUGAGCUGGCCGCCAUUGUGUGACGCCACUCAGCCCUGUGAUCUUAUUCCUCAGGAACCUGCCGGGCGUUUGUGCCCCACACAGCACUUGUUUUACUGCAUACAAGGACUUUUGUUUUUUUAAUGACAAUUUCACCAAUUGUUUUUUUUAUAAAUUAAGGUUUAAUUGUGCAUAACUACUCAUGCUGCAAAAAUUACAAAGUAUCCAACUAAUUCAUAUAUGUAAAAAAAUAUAUAUAUAUUGCACAAAAAACUAUUUAUAGCCUCAGUUACAUAAUUGCACUUAUAUGAACAAAUGCUAUAUAUUAACUUUAUAAAUAAAAAAAAAAAAGUUGGUUUGAGCCUUUGUAGAGUUAACUGCACUGUAUCAUUCUAUUUUGUUGUGGGUUUCCAUUUUCUUAUGGGCUUAGUUGCAGUUUCAGCUUUACGUCGGCUGCCCCCAAGCGUCUUGUGUUUCCUCCCUAUGCACUCUCAUUGUGUUAUUCGUAGAGGAUAAUUUACCAAAUGAAUCUGAUUGUGUGUAAGUGCCCAUAAUAGGACUUUUGACAGUUCA
Molecule: messenger RNA, 1941 nt
Organism: Xenopus laevis (African clawed frog)
Lineage: Eukaryota; Metazoa; Chordata; Amphibia; Anura; Pipidae
Gene: zdhhc23.L
Product: zinc finger, DHHC-type containing 23 L homeolog
Exons: 5
Coding region: 177-1412 (411 amino acids)
Biological process (GO): protein targeting to membrane
Cellular component (GO): Golgi apparatus; endoplasmic reticulum; Golgi membrane
Molecular function (GO): palmitoyltransferase activity; protein-cysteine S-palmitoyltransferase activity; acyltransferase activity
Source: RefSeq, a predicted model, not a curated record